Molecule: messenger RNA, 2343 nt
Organism: Gekko japonicus
Lineage: Eukaryota; Metazoa; Chordata; Lepidosauria; Squamata; Gekkonidae
Gene: PLPP3
Product: phospholipid phosphatase 3
Exons: 6
Coding region: 3-845 (280 amino acids)
Biological process (GO): phospholipid metabolic process; phospholipid dephosphorylation; canonical Wnt signaling pathway
Molecular function (GO): phosphatidate phosphatase activity
Source: RefSeq, a predicted model, not a curated record
GGAUGCUCUACACAUAUGGGAGAAUGCAAGACAAAAUCCCAGCUGGACUCCCAUUUCUGAUCAUUGAAACAAGCACAAUUGCACCCUAUGAACGAGGAUUUUACUGUAACGAUGAGAGUAUCAGCUAUCCCUUGAAAAGUGGAGAGACCAUCAACGAUGCUGUCUUGUGUGCUGCAGGCAUUCUCAUAGCCAUACUUGCUAUCAUAAUAGGAGAGUUUUAUCGGAUCCACUGUUUGAAGGAGAAAUCCAGAUCCUUCAUCCAGAACCCAUAUGUGGCAGCUUUGUACAAACAAGUUGGUUGCUUUGCCUUUGGUUGUGCCAUCAGCCAAUCUUUCACAGACAUUGCAAAAGUCUCUGUUGGACGCUUAAGACCCAAUUUCCUGGCGGUUUGCAAUCCAAAUAUUACACUAACCAACUGCUCGAAAGGUUAUAUUGAAGUUUAUCGGUGCCUUAAUGCAGAUGAAAGCAAAGUCCAGGAAGCCAGGAAAUCUUUCUUCUCUGGCCAUGCCUCAUUCUCCCUCUACACCAUGCUUUAUUUGGUGCUGUAUCUGCAAGCCAGGUUUACCUGGAGAGGAGCCCGCCUGCUACGUCCUCUGCUGCAGUUUACUCUGCUUAUGAUGGCCUUUUACACAGGACUGUCUCGUGUAUCUGAUCACAAACAUCAUCCGUCAGAUGUAUUGGCAGGCUUUGCACAAGGGGCCCUGGUGGCUUACUGCAUAGUGUUUUAUGUCUCUGACCUCUUCAAACAGAAAACAAAGGCUCCUCUGCCUCCUCCUCCAAUCCGGAAGGAGAUCCUUUCACCUGUGGAUAUCAUUGACAGGAACAAUCAUCACAACAUGGUGUAAAUGAUUGACAGAUUUUUUUAAAAAAAUGUUUUGUUUUUUGCAAAAUGACUGCUGACAGCAACUACCUGCUGCUCUCAAUCUCAUCAGACAGUAGAAUGUAGGGAGAGACUCUCACCUGACCAAUAAGGUCUUACUUGGUGGCCUUUAUAUUCUUACAACAUUUGCAUAAAAUGGGUGUUGUUUAACUAAGUCUAAGGCAGAAUGACAAAACAAUUCAAAACAUGCAGGAAUUCUAAAUGUGCAACUGGCUGAGUGUUCAUGUUGUAGUGAAUGCUGAAUUGUUCAUAGCUUAAUGAACACUAAAUGAUUCUAGGAAACUGGCCAUCUCUGCAUUUUUUCACUAUGAUGACUUUCAAUUCCUGUUGAGAGAGGGGAAAAAGAAAAGGAAAAAAACCCCUCACCAUCCUAGACUAUAGCACUGCCUACCAGAAAUAAGCACUGAUUCAGGAUUUGUGAUCACUUUCUAAGACUAAUCUCUUUUAUUUUAUAUAUCGGUUUUCUUUGACUCCAUUCCAUACUGUGACUUAAUUUUGGUUUCGAAGAAGCUUGCUCAAUAAGAUGUUGCAAGGGUUUCUAUUCCCACUACACAAAUCUUGGGGUGGGGGGACUUUAUAUACCUGAUUAAGCAUAAAGGAAUCCAUUGUCCAUUUGGUACAUAAUACAAUUCACAGGUUUUUUUCCAGCUAUCAUCUUUCUAAUUUCCCUUCAGCAUCUGUAUGACAUUGUCCAUGUUCACAUUUUUUAUUCUCUAUUAAGCAUCAAAGAGCAGGUUAGACUUGUCAAAUAGGGAAUGCUUGAGAAGUGCAGAACCCACAUCUUUUCAUACGUACCAUUACCAGUACUGUAUGAAAUGUCCAGCCUGCGUAGAACUUGCUUUAUGUCCUGGUAAAAUAUCCCUCUUGUUCCCCUUGGCGUACACAAAUUGCUAAAGUAAUUUCUGAACAGUUGAAGGCCAACUCAUUUUAAAUUCACAGGAUGUUCUUUUAUUAGUCGGUCAGUCUCGUUGAUAUAUGUUAGCACUAUGGGAUCUGGGCUUCAGACCUAGAGAAUGUGGAUCCUGCAUAUCUGGGACGGACUGCUGGGCGGAACUGUCCUAAUAUGACAUUCAGUGAAAUCCAUCUCCUUAUUUUCCAUGGCCUCAAGGAGAGGGAUUGUUAGAAACUAUUCAUUAGACACUAGGCCAGAUGCUGCUCUCAGUAUCACCAAGGGCACACGAAUAAGGUAAAGAGGAGUAGAACUUUGCCCAGUAACUCUCCUUGAAGGCUUUCAGAUAUGAUUCCAAAAGACAGAUGUUUUUAAAAAUGUUUUAAGAACUGAAUAGCGAAUGCUAACUAAGCAGACUGGCCUUUGCACAUCCUUGUCAUACAGAAUCCGUCCUAUCAUUUCAAUGCUAGCAAGCUAUGAUUUUUAUAAAUAUAUAUAAAUAUUAUAUAAAUAAUGUAUAAAACAUUAAAAAUUAACUAUGUAAAAUAUUAUUUCUGAAACAAUUUUAGAUAUA